Messenger RNA from Botrytis fragariae, 984 nucleotides. RefSeq names its product putative pre-rrna-processing protein esf2 protein. The record is from RefSeq and is a predicted model, not a curated record. The coding region runs from base 1 to 984 and encodes 327 amino acids. The transcript has a single exon. Gene Ontology annotation, cellular component: nucleolus. Lineage: Eukaryota; Fungi; Ascomycota; Leotiomycetes; Helotiales; Sclerotiniaceae. Gene Ontology annotation, biological process: small-subunit processome assembly; endonucleolytic cleavage in ITS1 to separate SSU-rRNA from 5.8S rRNA and LSU-rRNA from tricistronic rRNA transcript (SSU-rRNA, 5.8S rRNA, LSU-rRNA); endonucleolytic cleavage in 5'-ETS of tricistronic rRNA transcript (SSU-rRNA, 5.8S rRNA, LSU-rRNA). Gene Ontology annotation, molecular function: RNA binding.
AUGGCGACGAGAAAGCACAACGAUUUCCUAGAUUUGGAAGAGAGUGACGGAGAUGAGAGUCAAGGAUACAAUUCGGAAGCAGAAGAUCUCAAGAAGGGUGGCAGAAGUUUAAAGAGGAGAAAGGUUGACGACGAUCAAAGCGAUGACGAAGAUGUUGAACAGAAUAGCGAUCAGGGAGAGCAAGACUCUAAGGAUGAUAUAAUCGAAGAAGCUUCAAAAGAGAUCGAAUCGAAAUCGGAAUUGAAAACGAAACCAAAGAAUACCUCGAAAGAAUUGGAAUUACCAGGAAUUUCUAGGCCUCUCACGAAGAAAAAUCUUGUCGCAAGUGCUGCUGCUAUCAAAAAAUCCGGCGUUGUCUAUCUUUCCAGAAUACCACCAUUCAUGAAACCAACAAAAUUAAGAUCACUUCUUGAACCAUACGGUGACAUCAAUCGCAUAUUCAUGACACCUGAAGAUCCAGCUUCGCACACAAGGCGAGUUCGCAACGGAGGAAAUAAGAAACGAUCAUUUGUGGAUGGAUGGGUAGAAUUUGUGAAUAAAGCGGAUGCCAAGAAAGUGUGCGAAUUACUGAAUGCGAAUACAAUCGGAGGCAAAAAGGGAAACUACUAUCAUGACGAUGUAUGGAAUCUUCUCUAUUUGAAGGGUUUCAAAUGGAACAAUUUGACGGAACAAAUUGCGGCAGAAAAUGCGGAAAGAAACAGCAGAAUGAGAGCUGAGAUUAGCAAGACGACGAAGGAGAAUAAGGAAUAUGUACAAAACGUUGAACGCGCGAAGAUACAGGAGGGAAUGGAAGCUAAGAAGGCUGCAAAGAAGAGGAAGGAUGGUGAUGACGCCGAUGUCACGAAGGAUGAAAACGUGGAGGCAAAGAAGCAGAAGAAGGAUGCUAAUAGACCAAUGCGCUUCAAGCAGAAUGCUCCAGCAUUGAAGAACAAGACUCAGAGUCAACCAGAACAGGUGAAGAGGGUUUUGAGUAAGAUUUUCUAG